Engraulis encrasicolus (European anchovy) is the source of this 3758-nucleotide messenger RNA. Its product is annotated as transmembrane channel-like protein 3. NCBI's taxonomy places the organism in Eukaryota, Metazoa, Chordata, Actinopteri, Clupeiformes, Engraulidae. The record is from RefSeq and is a predicted model, not a curated record. Gene Ontology annotation, molecular function: mechanosensitive monoatomic ion channel activity. The transcript is spliced from 22 exons. Gene Ontology annotation, cellular component: plasma membrane. The coding region runs from base 1 to 3672 and encodes 1223 amino acids.
AUGCUGCUCACUCAGCCCCCGGCGCAGCCAGAGUCUCCACACACUCUCCCGCUGCUGGAGGAGACGGAAACUUUCAACCCGGCGCGCACCCGCACCCCGACUCCCACACGUGGUGGCAGUGGCAGUGGAGGGGGGGCUGGGGACCCCCAAACCAGCCAGGAGAUGAGCACCGGCACUGGGGGAAGCGGAGGCGGCAGAGCCAUGGACCAGUCGGCCACGAUCACCAGACCCAUGUCCAAGAGGCACAAGAGCAUCCGGAAGAACUCCAGGAGGAUUUACUCUCCGUACCAGGACCAGAACCAGGGUCUGUCGGACGAUGAGGAUAAAGAUGCGGACAGUAACGACCCAGAGGAAGUCUUCCAGAACAUUCAGUACCAAAAGGAGCUCAUCGCCAACAUCAGGGCACGACCCUGGCCCAUGAGGAGAAAACUCAAAGCACUCAAGCAGGCCAGGGAGAUUGUGCUGAAGUACGAGGGCAGGCUCACCAGGACCAGGGGAUACCAGGCUGCAGGGGCCAACCUGCUGAAAAAACUCGCUCGCCUGCUGUACAACAUAGUGGUUCUCUUCAUUCCAUGGGAGAUGAGAAUUAAGAAAAUUGAAAGUCAUUUUGGAUCAGGCGUAGCCUCCUACUUCAUCUUCCUGCGAUGGCUAUUCGGAAUCAAUAUCGUCCUAACCAUUAUGACCGGCGCUUUCAUUGUCCUGCCGGAGCUCCUGGCUGGCGCUCCGUUCGGCAGCACGCGCAGCAAGACCAUUCCCAAGGAGCAAUUCGCCUCAGCUCAAGACCUGGACACCAUCUGGUCCCUCGGGGGGUACCUCCAAUAUUCUGUGUUGUUUUAUGGCUACUAUGGCAAUGUGAGGAAAAUUGGGAGCGCCGGAUACAGGCUGCCGUUGGCAUACUUCCUGGUUGGGAUGGCCGUGUUUGCCUACAGUUUCAUCACGCUCUUAAGGAAAAUGGCUAAAAACUCUCGUCUGAGUCUGGCCAGUGCGUCGGAUGAGAACUACACCUUCUGUUGGCGCAUCUUCUGUGCGUGGGACUACCUCAUCGGGAACCCAGAGGCAGCCGAGAGCAAGACGGCAGCCAUCAUCAACAACAUCAGGGAAGCCAUUGUGGAGGAACAAGAAAAGAAGAAGGAUACCAGCCUGGCAGUGUUGAUCAGUCUGCGGAUACUGGCCAACAUCCUGGUCCUGCUUUCUCUCGCAGGCAGCAUCUACAUCAUCUACUUUGUUGUGGAUCGCUCUCAGAAACUGGAACAGGAGAAGCCAGAGCUUACCCUGUGGGAGAAGAAUGAGGUGAGUGUGGUGGUCUCUCUGAUCACGAUGAUCGCUCCGUCUGCUUUCGAGCUGGUGGCCCAGCUGGAGAUGUACCACCCCAGGACCAGCCUCAGGUUCCAGCUAGCCAGGGUUUUGGUCCUGUAUUUGGGGAAUCUCUACAGCCUGAUCAUCGCUCUCCUAGAUAAAGUCAACAGCAUGAGCAUGCUUCCUCAUGCUCCAGCCAACUGGUCGGACUCCACUGCCUUUCUAGCCACCGUUCUGCAGCCAAAUGAAGACAACCUGUCCACCAACAUAACCAGCAACCUGACCAGUGGCCUGCCCACCAGCCUGCCCAGCAGCCUGCCCACCCACUUGACCAGCAAUCUAACCAGCAAUCUGAUCACCAUAGUGCCUGACAUCACAGAGUCCAGGAACAUCACCAUGGCUGCCUUGGUGUUGGACAUCGCCAGUACCAAGAGCACCACGACUGUGGUCCUGAACCAGACAGCCCCUGACAACUUUUACAAGAAGUACCAGCAGGACCAGUGCUGGGAGACCUAUGUGGGGCAGGAGAUGCUGAAGCUGUCCAUCAUUGAUAUGAUCUUCACUGUAGCCAGCAUCCUGCUGAUUGACUUCAUCCGCGGCCUGGUGGUGCGGUACCUGAGCGACUGCUGCUGCUGGGAUCUUGAGAGUAAGUUUCCUGAAUACGGGGAAUUCAAAAUAGCAGAAAAUGUGCUCCACCUGAUAUACAACCAAGGAAUGAUUUGGAUGGGGGCGUUCUUCUCCCCCUGUCUGCCGGCGUUCAACGUGAUGAAGCUGAUCGGGCUGAUGUACCUGCGGAGCUGGGCCGUGCUGACCUGUAAUGUUCCCCAUCAGCAGGUCUUCAGGGCCUCCAGGUCCAAUAACUUCUACCUCGCCAUGCUGCUGUUCAUGCUGUUCCUGUGCAUGCUGCCCACCAUCUUCGCCAUCGUCCGAUAUCGGCCCUCACAGUUCUGCGGACCUUUUAGUGGUCAGGACAAGAUUUAUGACAUCAUCUCUGACACCAUAGCCAAUGACUUCCCGCUGUGGUUCAGCAAAGUGAUGGGCUACGUCACCAGCCCCGUGGUGGUGCUGCCCGCUCUGCUGCUGCUCUUCAUGCUGAUCUACUACCUCCAAGCCAUCGCGAGAUCCCUGAAAUACACCAAUAAUCAACUGAGAAUGCAACUCCAGACCGAACGCACGGAGGACAAGAAGAAGGUCUUCCAGUUGGCAGCCGCUCGGCUGCAGGCCCCUGAGGGUGGUGACAAGAAGCCAGAGCAGGCGGAGAGUGACGCCACCAGCAUGACGUCACCAUCGCUCCGCUCCUCGUCCCCGCGCCGCAACGGCAGCGUCACCAACUUCGAGUCACCUGUACGCCGGGGCACUAGCAUCCGCACCAUCACCCAGUCGGCAUCGCGCUCUGACAUCCGGGCCGCUGGCCCCUCCCGGAGUCCCGCGGUGUCUGUUAGACAGAAGCACAGAUACGAGCACAUACCAAACAGACAUCCAGGGUAUCUAGGAGGAUCAAGUGGCUCCUGCCGUUCCAAGUCGUUUCACCAUGUGGCCUACAACCCACCUGUGCGCUAUGCUGAAAACAUCCACUCCGAGCCCCUGUUCAGGAAGAGCAUGCGCCCAGUGCACCCCGAGCCUGGCAUAGUGACGGCCCAGAGCUACGUAGGACGGCGCGGGCACACCACCCGCUAUGUCAUCGUGAAUGAGCAUGAGCCGCGCAAGAAGCUGGUGCGCUCUACCACGCGCGUACCGCGCCACUACCGCAUCGCCGACGACCCAGGCGAGAUCGUGGAGCUGUACCCCAGGAACAUCAAGCGCUACACCAUCCGCACGCCACACCGCUCCCACCAGCCCCACCUGAGCGAGGAAGAGGAGGAGGAGGAGCAGCCUGGGAAGAGUGUGAGGAGGGGGGCGUCCAGCCAGACGCACCACCGCCCAAGGUCGCUGUCUGAUCUACACCAGCCCGUGCGGUUCUACAUCGGAGACCCCGCGGGCAGCCAGGUUUCCAUGGCGAAGGAGAUGGGCCGAGGGGGGGUGUACUGCGCUCACGAGGAGGACUGCGAGGAGGACUGGGACGAGAUGGCCUCCGUGCCACGCUUCUGUUCCCGUGGCAACGUCAAGGGGCCGCCCGAGCCGGGCCACAGGCACUUUGAGCCGCAGGUGAAGCCCAAGACGAAGCAUAAGGUGGAGCCCUCGCUCACCGAGUCUGACUCGGCAUCGCUGGCCUCCAGUAGCGACCAGCAAAACAGCAGCACGGACCAGUACAUCCAGGUCAUCCACAACAAGGAGAAGUACCUGAAGACCAGCGCCAAACUGGGAAAGAAGAAGUCCAAGACAAAUAAUGAUGUCAACUUGUCGGGGUCGAGUGAACUAGUCUGCUCAAAUGUAUAGUUUGUUUGUCGGGAUCGAGUGAACUUAUCUGCUCAAAUGUAUAGUUUGUUUGUUAAUGCAUUUUGUUAUUAUAUUGUUAUUAAUAC